This is a messenger RNA of Anas platyrhynchos (mallard), 5330 nucleotides long. RefSeq names its product discs large MAGUK scaffold protein 3 (gene DLG3). Gene Ontology annotation, molecular function: ionotropic glutamate receptor binding; protein kinase binding. NCBI's taxonomy places the organism in Eukaryota, Metazoa, Chordata, Aves, Anseriformes, Anatidae. The record is from RefSeq and is a predicted model, not a curated record. Gene Ontology annotation, cellular component: neuron projection; neuromuscular junction; basolateral plasma membrane. Gene Ontology annotation, biological process: regulation of postsynaptic membrane neurotransmitter receptor levels; receptor localization to synapse; establishment or maintenance of epithelial cell apical/basal polarity.
GGCGGUGCCGGCGGCGGGGGCGGGAGGGGGGUGGCGGGGGCGGCUCCGGUUCCCGCUGGGCGGGGCAGGCGGCGGGGCCGCUCCCGGGGCUGGCACCGAGCGGAGCGGCCGCCGGUCGCGGCGGAGCGAUGAUCCGCAGGGAAGACACCGAAAAGGCAGUGGAAAUCCUUACAAGAUACCAAAGCACCCUGCUGUCCCCAGAGGAACAGGAGUUAAAAGCCUCCAUCGGAAAGAUCUCGCACAUCUUCCAAAGUGAACUAUUCCAGGCUCUGCUGGAUAUCCACGAAUUCUACGACUUCACGUUGCGCUCUGCACCCCUGCAGCCUCCCGGCCCGGACGCGCAUUGCAGCACAGCCCGGCAGCAGCAUGGGGCCGGCAAGCCCGGCUCCUCAGACACCCCCAGAGAGCCCCAAAAUCUCCCCGAGGAUCCAGCCGAGGACGGUGAGCGGAGGCUGCCCGUGGCCACCUGCGGCACGCCAGGGACCCCUCCGCGGCUGGUGAGGGUGACAGCCCGCAGGACGGAGGCACCGACCAGCGUCUGCAGCCUGGUGCUGGGCUCCCGCAGCGCCCUGCCCCAGGCCAACCCUGCUCCCAUUAUCGUCAACACAGACUCGCUGGAACAAGGGCUCUCUGUGAACGGCAGCGAUGGGAUGUUUAAAUACGAGGAGAUCGUCUUGGAAAGGGGUAACUCCGGCCUCGGCUUCAGCAUAGCAGGAGGGAUCGACAACCCCCACAUUCCAGAUGACCCGGGCAUCUUCAUCACCAAAAUCAUCCCCGGGGGAGCGGCAGCCAUGGAUGGACGUUUGGGGGUGAAUGACUGUGUGCUGCGAGUCAACGACGUGGACGUCUCCGAGGUGGUGCACAGCAAAGCCGUGGAGGCUCUGAAGGAAGCGGGCCCCGUGGUGCGGCUCGUGGUGCGGCGCCGGCAGCCCCCACCGGAGACCAUCAUGGAGGUCAACCUGAUGAAGGGACCCAAAGGACUGGGCUUCAGCAUCGCAGGGGGCAUCGGGAACCAGCACAUCCCCGGGGACAACAGCAUCUACAUCACCAAGAUCAUCGAGGGAGGCGCUGCCCAGAAGGACGGGCGCCUGCAGAUCGGGGACCGGCUGCUGGCGGUGAAUAACACCAACCUGCAGGACGUGCGGCACGAGGAGGCGGUGGCCGCCCUGAAGAACACCUCGGACAUGGUGUACCUGAAGGUGGCCAAACCCGGCAGCCUGCACCUCAACGACAUGUACGCGCCCCCCGACUACGCCAGCACCUUCUCAGCCUUGGCUGACAACCACAUAAGCCAUAACUCCAGUCUGGGCUACCUGGGCAGCGUGGAGAACAAACCUGCCUACACCGUCCCCCCGCAAGUGACCCCCUCCAGGUACUCGCCCAUCCCUCGGCACAUGAUUGGGGACGACGACUUCACCAGAGAGCCCCGGAAAAUCAUCCUGCACAAAGGCUCCACCGGCCUGGGCUUCAACAUUGUCGGGGGGGAAGAUGGAGAGGGCAUCUUCGUGUCCUUCAUCCUGGCCGGAGGCCCUGCCGACCUCAGCGGGGAGCUGCGGAGGGGAGACCGCAUCCUCUCGGUGAACGGCGUCAACCUGCGCAACGCCACCCACGAGCAGGCAGCAGCGGCGCUGAAGCGGGCGGGGCAGACGGUGACCAUCAUCGCGCAGUACCGGCCCGAAGAGUACAGCCGCUUCGAGUCCAAGAUCCACGACUUGCGAGAGCAGAUGAUGAACAGCAGCAUGAGCUCUGGCUCUGGCUCGCUCCGGACAAGCGAGAAGAGAUCCCUCUAUGUCCGAGCUCUGUUUGACUAUGACCGGACCCGGGACAGUUGCUUGCCCAGCCAGGGCCUCAGCUUCUCCUACGGGGACAUCCUGCACGUCAUCAAUGCCUCAGACGACGAGUGGUGGCAAGCCAGGCUCGUGACACCCCAUGGCGAGAGCGAGCAGAUCGGGGUCAUCCCCAGCAAGAAGAGGGUGGAGAAGAAGGAGAGGGCGCGGUUGAAAACGGUGAAGUUCCACGCCAGGACCGGCAUGAUAGAGUCCAACCGGUCGAUCAAAACGAAACGUAAAAAGAGUUUCCGCCUCUCUCGAAAGUUUCCAUUUUACAAGAGCAAAGAGAACCUGGCCCAGGAGAGCAGCGGACAGGAACAGGGCGUGACAUCAAACACCAGUGACAGCGAGAGCAGUUCCAAAGGACAAGAGGACACUAUCCUGUCAUACGAACCGGUGACACGGCAAGAAAUUCACUAUGCGAGGCCAGUGAUCAUCCUGGGGCCGACGAAGGACCGAGUUAACGAUGACCUCAUCUCCGAAUUCCCACACAAGUUUGGUUCCUGUGUGCCACACACCACCAGGCCUCGGCGCGAGAACGAGGUGGAUGGGCAAGACUACCAUUUCGUCGUAUCCCGAGAACAGAUGGAGAAGGAUAUUCAGGACAAUAAGUUCAUAGAGGCCGGGCAGUUCAAUGACAAUCUCUACGGGACCAGCAUUCAGUCGGUGCGGGCGGUCGCAGAGAGGGGGAAACACUGCAUCCUGGAUGUAUCUGGCAAUGCUAUCAAGAGGUUGCAACAAGCACAACUUUAUCCCAUUGCCAUUUUCAUCAAACCAAAAUCCAUCGAAGCUCUCAUGGAGAUGAACCGGAGACAGACGUACGAACAGGCCAACAAGGUCUUUGACAAAGCCAUGAAACUCGAGCAAGAAUUUGGAGAGUAUUUUACAGCCAUCGUACAAGGAGACUCUCUUGAAGAGAUUUACAGCAAAAUCAAACAGAUCAUUGAGGACCAGUCCGGGCACUACAUCUGGGUCCCGUCCCCAGAGAAACUCUGAAGAUGACCCCCACCUGCUUCCCUGUAAGCAGAAGACCUCUGAAAUCCCACCCCACCCGAGCCCUCUGCCCCAAGGGGGAGGAUAUGAAAACUAUUCCUGCCCCCUUUUUUAGAUCGUCGCAAAAUUGAGUUUUCUAGUCCUGUUUCUUUUGUUGGGAUGAACUGAUCUCAUUCAUCAUGUGACUGUUCCUACCAUUCCUGCAUGGACCUUCCCACUGCUCCAUUAGAGACAGACGAGAACCCAUUCAAGAGUUGUUUUUUAUUAUUAUUAUUAUUAUUAUUAUUAACUAAACCAAGAAUCAAGAUGGGAGGAGGCGGCUAAGGACUAAUGUAAGAAACAAGUGAAACAACGGACUCUGAGAACAUGAGCUGGUAUCAGAGCUCCAGGGGCAUUUUUCCAAGUGUGACUGUCUAGCAGCUCUGAACAGUGCGACAGAAAGGCAGCAGAAGGCAUUUUAUUUAUCUGUAUAUGUAAUUUAUAUAUAAUAUAGAGAAAGAUAUUAUAUAUAUAUUAUAUAUAUGUGUGUGUGUGUGGACUAGGAAACCUGAGGGACCUCUUAAAAGGUACUGUAUCACUGCAAGGAUCUUUCAGUUUCUUUGUCCCAGCCGCUGGGCACAGGGAGUCCACUUGGGCAGGAAGAGAUGAAGCCGGUACCACGUGCUUUGGGAGCGUCUCCCGUCCGCGCCGGCCUCCUGCCAGCCACCCCAGGCCUGUGAGCAGAGCAGAGACCGGGACGCUGCGUCUGCAGAAGGGACCAGAGGUCCGGAGCGACCCAGCAAGGAGCAGCGGCCGCUGAGCUGGGUGAGGCCGGGAGGCAUUGACUGAGCAGGAGGCUGCAGAGCAAGAGAAUGGCUGAUGCUACAUAUUAAAUUGCACAUUGUUUUACACACCACCGUACGUGUUUGCAUGAGAGGUUUCCUUUUGGUUCUAUUUUUUUAAGCUGAUGUUAAACCAAAACCAUAUUGUGUUGCUGUGUUGGCUUUUUUUUUCAUUAUCCCAUUUUUUUUUUUCUCUUGUUAAUAAUGAACUGAACGGGUAUAAAAUCCAGUUUUUUAACUUAUUUUUUAAGCUGGCUCUAUUGUAAAUAGAAUCUAGACCUGCGGUGUUUAGUUAGGAAAUACUCUACCAGCCACAUGAAACAAAUGUACUCGCUGUCCUGUGUUGCUGUGGAAAACCUGGGAGAGGGGCUGGCCCUGCACCGGCGGGCACAGGCGCAGGGAUUCUGGCUUGUGGCAGCACGCUGGCAUUAGCCACUGACAGGAAAAGCCCCCGGCUGUGCCUUGGAUGGACGCUCACGCUUUUCCAGAUCAGUAACAGUUGAGCAGCAACAGAAAAGCUCCCUGCCCCCCUCCCUGCGUGCCAAAUUCACCGCUCUGCUUCCUGUGCGAGCGGCCGUGGCCUUGCCGGAGGAAGGGCCAUGCUCCCUGUGCUGUGAGCUGGGGACAGGCAGGGAAGGGAGAACCUCGCCUGGUUCUGCCCCUGACACCUUUGCAGGAAUCCUCUAACUGAAAUUGGGCUCUGCUCCCUGGCUCAAGUUCACCUUGGGAACCUGUCCUGCCGUGGGGACGGGGCGAUGCAGCCCUGCACUGGUCUCGGUGCGCUGCAAAUUUUCAAAGGAGGCAGCUGCAAGCGCUGAGACAGUUGGCCCAAAAUGCAGAAGUGUCCAACCUGGAGGAAACUUUGGUCUUUGCGUUGGGGUGGGGCUCUGCUGUGGGAAGAGAGCCCUGUGGCGAGCUGUGGGGAAACCCUCACAGCUGCUGAGCUUGAGCUGCUUUUUCAGGUACUCAUAGUACAGGUAGAGGAGCCCUCUGUCCUUACACAGACCUUGCCAGUGCUGUUUCUCAGACAUGCACCAGAACAAAGGCAGUCACUGCGAGCAUAAGCAGGUAAGUCUUGGCCCGUUCUCCCUCACCGUUUUAUCCAGGGGUAAGUGAAUGCACUGGGUGCCAGGCCCUGUCCCCGAUGGCAAUGGUUAGCGGUGUCAGUGGGUGCGCAGCACACAGGGCACAGCGCUCAGAACUGCUGUGAGGUUGUACGGGUGCUCUGGUGAGACGCUGCCCUGCCUCGAGGAGCCCUGCAGGGACUGAGCAGCCUCCUGGGACAGAAAGCAGGGCUGCAGAAGAGGCGGUGCUGCUCACAUGGGAGCGGAGAAAGGAUUCUGCUGCCAACGGGACCUGCCCUAAGGGAGCGAACUUUUGGCCCUGGAUCCCUGUUCAGCAUCCAGCGCCCUGCCCCGCUGGUCCUGCUCCAGGGGCUGUAGACAUCAGUCUCUGGAGAAGUGGAGUAAGUGAAACAAAAGUGCUUAAGAUGCUAGACACACGGUUGGUUCCUGUCUCGUCUUUUUUUCUAUUAGCCUGUCUCCCUCUCAUUAAGUCACAUGGAGAAAAAGCUGAUGUACUCCAUGGCAUAGCUGACAGUAUCGAAUCGAUCAUGACAACACUAGUUGGUUACCAGUGUUUCUUCCAAGGAGACGUAUAUUUUUAAUAAACAGAGAGUUGCAAAGAA